UCAUAUUCCAAUUACUUUCACUUUAAAAUUUGAAGAAUAAUACCAACGAAUUUUCUCUGUGAUGAAAAAUUAUGAAAUUUAUAUUUUCAAUAAAUUUAUCAAAAAAUUCACUUACAAUAAUAGUAAUGUACGAAUAAUAACAAAAACAAAAAACAAAACUAGACGAUUGUGGACACUCCCUCCCUAUUUUCAGAUUUAAGGUUAUGUAAAAAUGUUGUAGAAUAUUUGAAUUUAAUUUUAAUUUAUUUGAAAAAAAUGACUGACUUAACCCCUGUAGAGUAUUUUUUUUGCGGUGGUUUUGGCGGCAUAUGCACAGUAUUAGUCGGACACCCAUUAGAUACCAUAAAGAUACGCCUACAAACAAUGCCAGUACCUGUACCAGGAACGUUACCAAAAUACACCAGCACAUUAGACUGUUUCAACCAAACUUUAAGGAAUGAAGGGUUCAAAGGGUUUUACAAAGGUAUGGGAGCUCCACUGGUAGGGGUGGCUCCUAUAUUUGCUCUAUCAUUUCUGGGUUAUGGAAUAGGAAAGCAAAUUUUUAGCCCAAAAGAAGGACGACACUCUGCACUUCAAUUCUUCACGGCUGGAGCGUUUUCUGGGCUGUCCACAACCCUUAUAGUAGCCCCAGGUGAAAGAAUUAAAUGCCUGUUACAAGUUCAAGAGGGCCACAGAACGGCGAAGGUCUAUGAUGGGCCAGCUGAUGUGGUCAAACAGCUCUAUCGCCAAGGGGGCCUUACCAGUAUAUACAGAGGUAUAGGAGCUACAUUAUUAAGAGAUGUCCCAGCUUGCGGUUUUUACUUCCUGACUUACGAAGUUAUUACCGGUUACCUGACAAAAAAUGGAAGAGAACGAAUUAGCAUUUUAGGUACUGUUUUAGCAGGUGGAACAGCAGGAAUUGUCCAUUGGCUAGUUGGAAUGCCUCCGGAUGUACUAAAGAGUCGGUUACAAACAGCUCCUGACGGUAGAUAUCCCAGAGGUAUAAGAGACGUAUUCAAAGAACUAAUAAAAACAGAAGGUCCUUUGGCGUUAUACAAAGGAGUAACUCCAGUUUUGCUAAGGGCAUUCCCAGCCAACGCCGCAUGUUUCCUAGGAUUUGAAUUAUGUAAAAAUUGCAUCAGAUACCUACACGUACAUUUCAUUAAACUAUCUUCCAAUCCCAACGACUAAAAUCCUUAAAAUAGGUUUCUUUUAUAACAUUAACGCGAAUCUCUGUUUGUUUACAUUCCUUGAAAAAGAAAUUCAAAACAAAAUAUUGACCAAAGUUACCGUAUUAAUUAUUUAAUAAUUGAUGUUAUAAAUAAAAAAAAAGACAAUAUGUUUGUACAGUAAGUGUAGUUUUAUUAAAUUAUUUGCAAUUGUUUUAAAUAAAGAAGUAUUUGUUAUUAGAAUUUUGUUUCAAUAAUGCUGAGACGUAAAAUACAAGAAGAUAUAUUUCCAAAAGGGUAGAUUAUUUCCUUGGCAUCUUAAGGCGAAGGUAAUAAAAAAACUAUAGUAUUGCAGUUGCCAUUUUUAUUUAAUAUUUACAAAUUCCGUGCUAGCUAAGUCUUAACUUAAACAGCACUACUAAAUUAAAAACAGACAAAUUUUAUAUACAAAUAAAUAAAAGGAAAUUGAUACUUUUUUUUCUUCUCUAAAUAAGGAGUACAUUAUGUAAAAAUUUGGAUUGCUUUAUUUCCAUGAUCUAGGAUAUCAACACAUUUGUUAUAUGUAAACGAAAUUUUUAUUUAUGUAUUUUUUCUCUUACGUUUACCAAUACAUACGGUUUGUGUUCUUAGAUUAAGGGGUAUCCAAAAAGUUUAUUUUAACAUGAGAAAUUACAGAAACAGGGUAUAGAAUAUUAACAACGUAAACUAGUAUUGCAGAAUGAAUUCUUUUGUCAAUAUAGAAAAAAAUGAAAUUUACUUAUUCAACCACGAAAUACGGCUGAAUUAAUAAGCUUCAUGUUUUGUUAGGUCCAUAGAUAGUACAUCGAAAUGGAUACAACUGUUCCAUCAAUUUGUGGAGUUUAGAGCUAGGAAAAUAGCUCCAAAUAACGAAAAUUAUAUUGAGUAGAGGGGAUAUUAAUUACUAUUCUUCUACAAGCCCACUCUUUACAAUUAUACAACAAGAAACAAUUAUUUUUUUUAAACUGUGUUUA
Messenger RNA from Sitophilus oryzae (rice weevil), 2140 nucleotides. Its product is annotated as congested-like trachea protein. The transcript has 4 exons. NCBI's taxonomy places the organism in Eukaryota, Metazoa, Arthropoda, Insecta, Coleoptera, Curculionidae. Gene Ontology annotation, molecular function: O-acyl-L-carnitine transmembrane transporter activity. The coding region runs from base 256 to 1170 and encodes 304 amino acids. Gene Ontology annotation, biological process: carnitine transmembrane transport; mitochondrial transport. The record is from RefSeq and is a predicted model, not a curated record. Gene Ontology annotation, cellular component: mitochondrial envelope.